CCCAUCCUCAUCCAUCCCAUCAACUUCUCAACUUCUCAACUUCUCAACUUUAUCAAGUCCAAGAUGCAGAUCGAGAUUCCGGAUCUCGAAGACGACAGCCUAACUUCACAUCGAAGGCAUGGAUCAAACACCACCACUGGCCUAUCAUUCCCCAACUUCACCACUACUACUGCCAACCUAUCAGCCUCCAGACCAUUCGGAGGACAACACCCCACAACCUCAGCACCACUCUCCCGUCGACCGAGCGCAAACCAACACAUCCUCACCAACAACAGCAACAACAACAACGAACAAACUAACAACACCAACAUCGGAAUCAGAAGAAACCCUAGCAUCAACCAUCACAACCCACUCCAUCAAUCUCCCUCAAGCCCCUCACUCAACUCAGCCUACCAUCAUCAAGCACCACCACCACCACCACCACCACCACUACCGACCACUGGAACAACACCAGCAACGACUAGUCGAACUACCCACAGAAAACUAUCCGUCGCUAGUCUCAGAUCGGGUAUCAACAACUCCAAAUCCAACCCAAACCAACGUAAUCAAAAUGAACACCCUCCCAACCAGAUCCCCUCUUCCCCCUUCCCAGCCAGUCCUAAUCCGAUGUCCGCUGCUCAGUCCGGCUCUCAAAAUGGCAGUCCUCAGCUCGACCAUCACCCACCCCUCGAGGUAGCCAUCUUUUUAAUCAUGGACAGAUUUUUUGAAGAGUGUGAAAGUAAACUGGCCCAACUCUUAAGCAAACCAAUUCCUACCCACUCUGUGGAAGAUGAUGUAUACAUACCGUACUGCUUGGGACACGGUGUCGAUCCGGCCUUCGAUGCCACCUUCAUUUCUCUUGCCCAAGUCUCCAAGAAAAACCCUGCCCAGGUCGUCAAUUUCGUGAUGCGGUGGAAGUCUCGUCAAGGAGAAUUAAACGAUGAUUAUGCCAUCCAACGCGCCUUGGUCACCAGUGGUAAUUCUCUCAAUGCUCGUCGGGUUACUGCUGUCCUAUCUGAACGCAAAAACCUUGCACUGGUCUACAUCCUCUGUCGCGCCUUGAUCUCAAUCGUCCAAGUGGUGACUCGUGAAGCACUAGGUGAAGAGUUGGGCACUCGUCUGGAAGAGAUUAUCUUUAACUCAAUCAAGAAUGCGGAUCCUCACGUCACCGCUAGGACGCCUAACAAGCAGGCCAAUAUGAAUAUGUUUGCCUAUCUCCUUGGAGCUCUGUCUAAUAUCAGAUUCACGAGUGUCAGCGAUCGAUUUGCAGCCGAAUUGGACGCAAUGAAUCGUGUCGCCUAUCUUCGUGAUCAGAAAGAUGGAGAAGCCAGAUUGGGAUAUUUGAUCCGAGGCGUCCAGUUCUUGAAAUUGAAGGUUUACCCACUCGAGGCGUUUGAGGACACUGCCGAUUUCAUCUCGGCCUUCGCGACCGUCUUCGAGGCAUCCAGAGGCUCGUCUGUUAAGACCGCAAUGGCCGAAACUCUGGGUCCUUUACUCGCUCAAGUUGUUCAAUCUGCCACCGCAGAAGUCAAUCAUCCCGUUUGGGGCAAAGCAAUCAACCUCAUCCUCAACAAGUCCCACUCCAUGUCGGAUAAACCCUCAAAAUCAAGAUACUGGAACUCAACGGUCCCAUUGAUGUGUGCAGCUGUUGGUGCCGCACCUCAAGAGCUCCUAUUACCCAAAUGGACUGAGACCGUAGACUGGUGCACUACCAAGCUCAAAGAAAAGAGCACCCGAGCCACCAUGAUGCUAGGGAUUGUACAACUAACUUGGUCAUACCUGCAUCGGGUUCGGGAAGGUGCAUCGGCCCUCAACAAACGCCUCGAACCGAUCCUCAAGACGGCCUUCCCUCCAGAUCGGAAGAAUGUCUAUCCAUCAGAGGUUUCCCUUGAUACGUUUGUCUCACUGAUCCAUUAUAUCUUGUACUGGCAGCUCGACUAUGGUACCGAUUUCGUCCUCAGAUCACUUCUUACCUACGCAAAUGAUGCCAACGAGAACAACCAAGGCUUAGUAGCCCAAACCGGGGCUGAAAGAAUCAUGAUCGGAAUCACCGGCAGCUUGAGAGCGCUGACUUCCUUGGAAAAAGGUCAAGAUCCAUCCUACCCCACCAAUGACCAUCACCAGCACUCAAAAAAUUGCUCGAACCCACACAUCAUCUAUGAUCCUAAUUACGCCAAGACUGGGGAAUCACCCAAUGACGGUCAGGCACUCAAGCCCGAACUGCUCGAGAAGCCACGCAUCAAAGCAUUUGUGGAUUCCAUCGGUACCAAGGUCCUUCAGAUGGCCGCUUACUGUGAUCGCACCCUGGCUCCGUUCACCAUUAACGAAGACAAGUAUUUAACUCCUUGGCACGAUAGCAUUGCGGCAAGAGCCGAAACGUUUGAUGGCCCUACCGUCAUCAAACGACACGGUGCCUUUGCAGUCGAAUACCCUCGCCACCUUCAGCCCACCUUUGAUGUCUUGCAAACCUGUUUACAGGCGUGGCCGCGGAUCAUAAACUCGCCGGCAUCUGAGUCUGCGUCUCUUGCUAUCUUACUCAGAGGAUUGGUUUCCCUGGACGUCGGUGUGACGAUUGAGGCCAAACUGUGCUUGCGGCGUUUUCUACAGGCUGGUAAAUCUUUUGCCGUCCUUCAAGCCUACACGAGAUUUCUAGUCAAGCCAGACUUCUUGGUCCGGAUCAAGGCUCAUCUUCAGAAAGGGCUCGACUCGAAAGUUGAAAACCUAGUCAAGUUCUGGGUGGAAGCCUUGACGGGAUGGUGUGAACACAUUCGCAAGGUAUCUGUCAAUGGAGAAGAUCCAGACUACGCGUCUUCUCCCUCCUUUGGAGCCGAGGGAACUAAGCUGCUCUGUCACAUGGAGGCCACCGGCUUGGUUUUAUUAUGCUCUAGGUCCUAUUAUAUCCGUCGUUCAGCCUUGGAUGCCUUACGAAUCAUUGCCACUGCCCGUGGGAUUCUCCAAGAAGCCAGCUCAGUCACCACCCCAAGAUCAACGACCUUCAAUUCGACCUGCAGUGUCACUAAUCUGUUAGUCGAGGCCGAGAAGCGCCUGUUCGAUAAUUUGAACGUUGAUGAUUUCUCGAGCGUCGAGCGGACCCGACUGGUCAAGUGGAAAAAACACCGCAAGGUGGCCAAUGGGGAGAGCUUGACCCGCCUGCUCGAAUCAGACAAUCCAGCCGACUUCACGUUACUCUGUUUUGCUCUAUCCUCGAUCUUCAGCACCUCCCUCGUACACCUACCUGCCACCGUAUCUCAUGCUCGAAUCCUACUCUACGGCCAACUCCAGCGUCUGUAUCCCUUAGCCUCCGAUGCAGCUGGUGUCGGUGGCCGUUCAACGGUCAACGGCACCGGACUCAAUCCAGGCUGGGAUGAUCGCAACCUGUACAUGUCUUGGUCUUCACUCCUCAUCAGCGUCACCAGCAUCACCACGUCGACCGACCCAAAGACUGGUAAUCUCAGUCCGACGAUCGAUACCCUAUCAAACACUUCUCAAAGUUCCUCGGCUCGUGAAAGAAACAUCUCUCCUGGGGAGGAUCUGAUCAAGACUUUAGUACCUUUCUUGACUUCAGACCAGCCCCCGUUCAGGGAAGCCACGAUCCGGGCCAUGAGCUCGAUCCAUGUCUCGAUGUAUCCGACGCUGUUAGAAGGCCUCUCAGGACUCGCCCAUCAUUUGACGAGUGAACGUAAGAUGAUAGAAGCCCAAAAGGAUCGCUCUGCCCGACCGAACGGGACCGUCAAGAUCAUCAGAUUGUUCUCAGCUAUUGGCAAGCUCCACGAAUCCACCACUAAACUCAUGUUUCAUCCUGAGUUUGUCAUCACCGAAAGGACCGUUGAUAUCCUCUCUAAAUUCACUCGAGAGACUUGUAUCUUUUUGAAAUCUCAACAGAAUCUAGAUGAUAUCGUCUCCCUCUCCAUCCGCAAAUCUUUCCUCAUCUUCGCUGAAAGACUCUUAAGAAAAGUCGCCACCGUACGAUCCACCCGCUCUUCCUCCUCUUCCUCCUCCUCCUCUUCCGCAGCUAUUGAUCAUGAUGGCCUGAAAACUCAAAGCAGCCAUACUCAAUUAUUCCCCAAAGAGCUCUUCCUUGAUUUUUACAAUUUGGCUGAAGAUUGGAGUACCAGAGCUAUCAAUUCUUCUUCUUCUUCUUCGUCCUCCUCUCAAACUCAAUUUACACAUGGUAAUCUGAACUUCAAUACUAAUAAUGGUGUCGCUGGGAAUGAUGGUCAUCCCUCACGCACUGGCUCCUUAUCUAGUCGAGCUAAUGUAUCCCAAAGAGGAAGGCCAUCAGUUUCUUCGACUACCAUCUCGGGCGAUCUUCUUCCUGCUUCAGCAUCGAUGAUCGCUACUUUAUGCGAGAGUUAUCUGGACGUUCGGGUCGCAAGUGGCACCCAGACUAGACCUGAAAGUAGUGCGGAUCGUCCCCGCAUCAGUGUUUCACGACUUCUGAGAUGGAUUGUAAUGUUAUUUGAAAAGAAUGACCCCAAGUCGCACAUCCAAGCAAGGCGAGCGUUCAUUGGGUCUGUGAAAAGUAGCAGCGAAUCAGAUCGGCUGCUAGAGGCGACACUGACGCUUUGUUGGAAUGAAACUAAAGCCAUGCCGUUGCUACAGACUCUCUUUGGGCUCUUGGGGAAUGCAUUAAUAUCAGACCCAAGCCUUCAGAUCCGUGACUCAGCCUUACUAGUGAUUUGUCUGGCUCGGCUGACCCAUUCAGACUUGACGAUGCGACAGCAAGCCAUCGACCUUUUGAAAGCGCGCGGAAUGCUUAGUACACAAUUGGACCUGUUGUCGGACGUCGAAGUUAACCUGGCAAGCGCAUUUUCUGGACAACAUCUAGCCGCCCAGUUUCGUACCUCGGCCACUGUUUGUAGUUUACGGAAAGUGGCUUCGAUUGAUUUCAUCAUCGAGCUAGGCUCCCGAAUCAUUCAAACUGAUCCGCAGAAGUCAAAGCCGCUCGCCCGUCUGAUGCCCAGCUGGCUCAACCAGAUUCAGUUGCCUACUACUAUACCAGAUAGCUCUUCUUCUAAAUUCAGAAAUCUUAUCAAUGUCGUGCUCUUGGUCACUUCCAAGAUAAUUGAUACUCACUCUGACGAGGUGCGAUCGAUCUGGACAUCAUUUGCCAAUGCAUCUCCAGCUAACUCCAAAGCCAUCGCCACAUAUCUUGUCGAGCAAACCGCCCGACGUGGCUUGCCCAGCUUUGUUGGUUUAGUGAGAACCCUGAUAUCUUGUAUGUCAUAUGAUGACGCGACAGAUUCGAUUCACAAAGACCUACUGAGUCUUGUCGAGCCCGCCAAACUUUUGGCCGCUUCUGCUGCAACUUCUCUAAGCGAUCCUGGCUCGACUGCUUCAUCUGGAUCGAGAUCGUUUGACCUAGAAGCUUACUUUCCUGCCCUAUCCUCUCGAGCCGUUUGUUCUCCUAUGCAAGCCGUCAUCCUUCUUCUGGGUGAAACGAUGGUUCUCCGGCCUCUCACGCUCGCCGAUCGUCUGCCGCACAUUCUCCACGCUUAUGUCGUUCAAGUGGAUCACACUAAUCCACCCUUUAGAACUCAAAUGCAAGAAGGCUUAGUCCGCUUUGUGGGCAUGUUGCGCCGAGCCCAAAUGUCCAAUAACCAAGCCCCGAGUAGCUCAUCUUCAGAUGGCCCCUCCGACCGGGAACCAUGGAGAUCGUUUUGGGAGUUCGAUGAUCUCGGUGGCUCUCGCAGACAUCGCAAAGGUCCUCCGGCUAACAUGGAGUCAUUAGUCCAUCAGAUCGCCUCUCUCUCGUCUCAUCUGUUCCCCGAUUUCACUCGUAACUGGACCCAAGUGGCUGUCGAAUGGGCCACCCAAUGUCCCGUCCGACACAUCGCUUGUCGAUCGUUACAAGUCGUCAGGGUGCUCGGAUUGUCGGUCGAUCCUACUCUACUUGCCGAACUUCUCGUCCGUCUCUCCAAUACCGCAUCUGAUCCUUCACAGGAUAUCCAGCUGUUCGCGUUGGAAGCCCUGACUACUUACUCGGAUUGUGCUAAAAUCACACCGGGGAACUCGGCCCUCUAUGCGCAGUUGUUUUGGACCGGGGUCUCAUGUCUCGAGACGGCUAAUGACCUCGAAUUCUUGGAGGCGAUCGAGUUGAUCAGAUCGGUGGUCAAGUCAAUCGAGCCUAGUCAUUCUUACGAAAUUGCAAAUUCUAGACCAAGCCAGUGGGAAUCUGAUGCCAGUCCCUUCAGAGCAUUAUUGACCAAAGGACUACGUUCGUCCCAACUCUGUUCUGCCUCGUGGAGCUUGGUGAAGGACUUGCUAGAUCUACCGGACAAUUGCGGGAUCAUUGAUUGGCUCAAUGGCGGUCUCGGCUUGUUGUAUGCCGCCUGUUUGCCCUGGUGUUUUCAUGUGUUGGAGACCAGUGUGAUGCAGUAUGAGAUCGAUGAGAUCGCACUGAGCGUUGCCCGAAUCGCUGAAACAUUCAGAAUGGACGGCUUAUCUAGAGUCAUGGUCUCCUUCGCUAAGAAUCGAUUCAGGACUAAGGAAGACUUCCUACGUCAGGCCGUUAAUGGAAUUCGAGAAUACUUUCUCCCCAAGUUUUCGGCUGAUAUCCUGAUCGUCUACCUUGGUCUAUUGUGUAAUCCACUGGAAUGGCUUCGAUUGAAAACCCUGGCCGUCCUGAAGUUGUUCCUCAAGACGAUCGAGCCCACAUUUUCCUCGUCGGGGAUUAACGAGCUAGGCUACGACUUACUCACGCCCCUGUUACAUCUCCUACAGACUACUGCCUCUCAACAAGCCUUGGAUAUUUUGGCAGAACCGAUGCCGAUCAAGAGUCGACCGUUGAACGGACGGAAAGCGAUGGGAACGACGAGCGAGGAAGGCUCGUCUAAGAAAGUGUUUGGGAUACCCGAUGAGACGGGAUGGUGUGUGCCGAAUCCGCAGGAAUCGAUGCGGGUUACUCGGAGUAGAUUGACGGACGUGAUCGAAAGCUUUGCGGGGAGUUUUAUGAGCGAAAGUCUGAACCGAUCCUCGGUGGUUGAAUUCACCUAUGAGUGGGGACAUGAGGCCGAGAACAGUAUCGAUAACCAAACCCAGUCGGAUUUUGCGGAGACCAACGAGAGUUUCGGGGACAUGGUUUCGACCUUACACGAUCUGUCGGACUUCUUUGGACAGGAUGGGCCUGCUGGCAGUCACGCCGGUGUUGGGCACGGUUCCUCCUCCUCCAGAAUCUCCUCGCCCCUCAACCCAUCCACCGCACGAGUAGCCGCGAUCCUCUCUCGUUCGUUGAGUAAGAGACGUGCCAAUCGGCCUAGUCUGCAUGUCAAGCCGACUGCCGAACCGGUCGAUGAGCGCGAACAACAAGUCGGGGGUCGAGAGACGAGGCCGUCGAUGGCCGUUCACUCCUCCUCCUCCCUCGUCGGUGGCCUCUCUUCCACUAGUCGCCCUCUCAGCGUCAUCUCGUCCUCCGGUAGCUCCUCCCCACGUCGCACCCAUCAUCAUCAUCCUCCUAAUGCUCCUCCCCCUGCUGCGGCUGCUGCUGCUGCUGCUGCUCAAUUCCCCCCUCAUCCUCCACUCUAUCAUCAAUCCUCGCUCUCAAUCGACUCUCGAGACGAAUUCUUGGGUCAUCAUCUUGCUCGGAUCCCGGGCGAACAUGAGCUGGAUGAUGAUGAUGAUCAUGAGGAUGAUCUGGAGGAUGAUGAUGAUCAUGAGGAGGAGGAUGAAGAUGAGGAGGAGGAGGAGGAUGAUGAUGAUGAGGAUGAUCCAGAAGAAGAAGAGGAGGAGGAAGAGGAAGAGGAAGAAGAAGAAGAAGAUCCACUCAGACUCUCCUCGAGAGCCAUCCAUCAUAUCCCUGCCGACCCCCCUCCGCCUCCCCAUCAUCAAUCACAUCGGCUGCCAACUCAUCUCUCUCCCAGUCAAACCUUCUUCUCUCAUGACGACUCCCAGUCCGUCUUUAACUUUGAUCUCGAUCAUCAUCAUCAUCAUCAUUGAGCUAUUUUUUUCCUUUUCCUUUUCUUUUUUUUUGGUUGGUUUGGUUUCUGUAAUUGGUCGAUUCUGGUUUUCCUUUUUUUUGGAUGGGGGUUUAUUUGUGGGAUGGGUUUUAUCACGCUUUAUCUCCUAGAGCUUUCUCUUCUUUUGUUUCUGGUAUCGCUCAUUUUGGAAAUCUGUGUGUAUGUGUUUGUGUGUGUAUUUGAUUGUGUGUAUUUGGUUUGGUUAUCGUUAUAUGGUUAUUAUUGGUUUGGG
Molecule: messenger RNA, 8166 nt
Organism: Puccinia graminis f. sp. tritici CRL 75-36-700-3
Lineage: Eukaryota; Fungi; Basidiomycota; Pucciniomycetes; Pucciniales; Pucciniaceae
Exons: 10
Coding region: 64-7914 (2616 amino acids)
Biological process (GO): cell morphogenesis
Cellular component (GO): site of polarized growth; cell cortex
Source: RefSeq, a predicted model, not a curated record